Annulohypoxylon maeteangense is the source of this 2011-nucleotide messenger RNA. Its product is annotated as tubulin alpha-B chain. Bases 306 to 1658 code for a protein of 450 amino acids. Gene Ontology annotation, cellular component: nucleus; microtubule; cytoplasm. Gene Ontology annotation, molecular function: structural constituent of cytoskeleton; GTP binding. The record is from RefSeq and is a predicted model, not a curated record. Gene Ontology annotation, biological process: nuclear migration by microtubule mediated pushing forces; nuclear division; mitotic cell cycle. NCBI's taxonomy places the organism in Eukaryota, Fungi, Ascomycota, Sordariomycetes, Xylariales, Hypoxylaceae. The transcript is spliced from 6 exons.
GAGUCCCCAUCUAGGCAACUUCAUGUCAACAAAAGCUCCUACCCAGUCAGGGGAUGAAUUUUUAAUCCGCCCCCACUUGAAGUUUUAGUACUUUUUAGUUAUUGGAUUUGGGUAAAAACGACUGGGUCCAAAAGCAUCAACAGAACUCCUUUCGACUCAAUUUCAAUUCCUACAUUUUUCAUUCACUUCACACCUCCUGCUUCGGGACUCUCCUUCUAACCUUGCCUGCACCCGCGAUUCCGAUUCUUCGUUCUCAUCCUCUUGUUUACACUUAAUACUGCUUUCGCAUUGUAUUUGCCUUCAAGAUGCGCGAGAUCAUUAGCAUCAACGUUGGCCAGGCGGGUUGCCAAAUCGCCAAUUCCUGCUGGGAGCUCUACUGUCUCGAGCAUGGUAUCCAGCCUGAUGGAUACCUGACUGAAGAGCGCAAGCUCGCUGAUCCCGACCAGGGAUUCAGCACUUUCUUCUCGGAGACUGGUCAGGGCAAGUACGUUCCUCGCACUAUUUACUGCGAUCUCGAGCCCAACGUCGUCGAUGAGGUCCGCACUGGUACCUACCGCAGCCUUUUCCACCCUGAGCAGAUGAUCACUGGCAAGGAAGAUGCCUCGAACAACUAUGCCCGUGGCCAUUACACCGUGGGCAAGGAGCUCAUCGACCAGGUCUUGGACAGAGUGCGACGCGUCGCCGACAGCUGCGCCGGUCUCCAAGGUUUCUUGGUCUUCCACUCCUUCGGCGGUGGCACCGGUUCCGGCUUCGGCGCCUUGUUGAUGGAGCGUCUCUCCGUUGACUAUGGCAAGAAGAGCAAGCUAGAGUUCUGUGUUUACCCUGCACCUCAGACCGCUACCUCGGUCGUCGAACCGUACAACUCUAUCCUUACCACUCACACCACCCUGGAGCAUUCCGACUGCUCGUUUAUGGUCGACAACGAAGCCAUUUACGACAUCUGCCGCCGAAAUCUUGGCUUGGAGCGCCCUAACUACGAGAACCUCAACCGUUUGAUCGCACAAGUUGUGUCCUCCAUCACCGCUUCUCUCCGAUUCGACGGUUCUCUCAAUGUCGACCUCAACGAGUUCCAGACGAACCUGGUGCCGUACCCUCGUAUCCAUUUCCCCCUUGUCGCCUACGCGCCAGUUAUUUCGGCUGCUAAGGCUGCUCACGAGGCCAACUCGGUUCAAGAGAUGACCAUGUCCUGCUUCGAGCCAUACAACCAGAUGGUCAAGUGCGAUCCCCGUCACGGCAAGUACAUGGCCACAUGCCUGUUGUACCGAGGUGAUGUUGUCCCCAAGGACGCCCACGCGGCUGUCGCCACCCUCAAGACUAAGCGCACGAUCCAAUUCGUCGACUGGUGCCCAACAGGCUUCAAGCUUGGUAUCUGCUUCCAGGCUCCCCAGUUCGUUCCUAACGGUGACUUGGCCAAGGUCAACCGUGCCGUCUGCAUGCUGUCCAAUACGACAGCUAUUGCUGAGGCUUGGUCUGCGUUGUCUACCAAGUUCGAUCUGAUGUACUCCAAGCGAGCUUUCGUCCACUGGUACGUUGGUGAAGGUAUGGAGGAAGGUGAAUUCUCGGAGGCACGCGAGGAUUUGGCUGCGUUAGAGCGCGACUACGAGGAGGUUGCCACCGAUUCCCUAGAGGGAGACGGAGAUGUUGAGGCUGAGUACUAAGUCUCAGGUCACUCGUGCUACGUGUCACCGCCAGAGGCAUUUAAUACUUUCGCACCCAUAAUAGGAUGCGAUUCAGACGUACCGUGAUAGCACCCUGUUUAUACUAAAGACGAAUCGAGAUGUAUCAGUUGUGCUAAAGUUUCCGGGUAACGUGGGCUUGUCCGUUGGGACUAAUGGAGAGACAGCAGGGGACUUUUUUGAUUCUACUGUGACUGAGCCUGGUAGCAAGAUUAGUAUACGCAUUGUACAUCCGUCCUACAACUUUUAAUAGCACGAGUUUCUCUGGUGUCGUCCCCAAAUGGGUUGUCUCGACAGAAAGGACGUUAAAAGAUACUUAAUAAGUUCCCGUCGUA